AUGGGUAAUAAUCAGCUGCUCCGAAAGGCUUCUAGUGCCGCGUUAAUGAACGUUCUGGGGGCAAAACGGGUUUCCGGUAGUGUGGUACUUCGUAGGUCGAGUGAUCAGAAAUACUCGCAUUCAGGUCCAUAUGAUGAUGGUCAAAGCGAUGAUUUGGACAUUGAUUUGAUGAUAUUUAGUCUUGCAUUUAUGCUCACAUGCUACUUGAUGUUAACAGUGGUUUAUUUCGCGGUCAGAUACUUCCUGAGACGGUAUUUCAGGUCCGGUAUCGCUCUAGGAAGCGAUAGCGAGCAUAGCGUGGCAGGGACAUCAGAAAGAUUUAGAUGGACCAGCACAUUAGAUGAUCCAGAUGAGGUGAAAGAUAAACUUGCUAGUAUGUCUCCUGAGGAGCAGUUCUAUUACAAACAGGGGGAAGAAUACAUUCGGCAAAAUCCGCCUUUGCUAAUACCGGAGAACUCUUCGGCAAGCGAGGUCGACCCGAUCAUCAACGAACAGUCCAUUCAAUUCAUUGAGGAAGAAGGCGCUUGUGCAUGGGAGUUUCAGCCCGACCCAAAACUUCCGAAUGACAGCAUUUUGGUCGAAAACCGGUCCGAAAUAACCUUUCUUAAUUACAAUUAUGACGUGUCUGUGAUGACCAAUUUACCCAUUCCUCGUUUAAACCGAGUUUACUAUUGCGAAUUUAAGAUCUUCGAAUUGAACACUGCUGGCAGUAAUAAUAAUCAUCUUUCUCAAAAUGAGACAAUAUCUUUUGGAUUGUCCACUUGUCCAUACCCUUAUUUUAGACUUCCCGGAAGGCAUCAUCACUCGAUAGGCUACGAUUCUACUGGAGCACGAAGACUAAAUGACUCUUUCGAACUUUCGUCACAGUUGGCAUCCAUUUUUCCUCGCUGCGAAAAGGGUGACGUUAUUGGUAUAGGUUAUCGAACCAACAGUGGAACAGUCUUUUUCACUCGCAACGGUAAGAAGCUCAGUGAAAGGUCAAUUGGAGGGCAUAUUAAAGGCUGGAAAUUCAAGUACGUCUACCCUAUAGUGGGUUCAAACAUACCCUGUAAAAUCCACGUGAACUUUGGUACCUAUGGAUUUGUGUUCAUUGAAGCUAACGUGAAGAAAUGGGGCUAUGCCAAAUCCCAUGGCUUGAAAUUACCACCACCUUCCUAUGACAAUUAUGGGCAGGAUAUGCUACUCGAAAGCGGCUAUGAAGACGAUGACACGGAUGUUGAAAGCAUCUCAACGACUGAUGGCGACAUAAUGGAUCAAGAGGGUCACCUCCUGCCUCCACCGCCAGGAUUCGAAUUUAGCGUUUCUCCUCAACCCUCCAAUGCAGGGCAAUUUACAUUGAACUCCUUACCAGCAGAGCCACCAAGAUAUGCGUCUAAUGAGGCAAAUACACAGGAAGAAGAAGAAGCGGCAAUUCAGGUGGAAGAGGUGGCUCAUCUAAAUGAGGAGGAACGGAAUGAUUCAUAUGGUGGAAACGAACUAGGCAAAAAUACUAUAGCUAACCAGUUCUUAUAG
Molecule: messenger RNA, 1512 nt
Organism: Lachancea nothofagi CBS 11611
Lineage: Eukaryota; Fungi; Ascomycota; Saccharomycetes; Saccharomycetales; Saccharomycetaceae
Source: the annotation of a GenBank genome assembly